AUGCCGCAGUUCAAAGUCGCAAUUUACAUUUACAAGGAUGCCGACCUCCUAGAUUUCUCAGGACCGGCUGAGAUUUAUUGCCACCAUCAUGAUAAGGACAGAAGCAAGCCGGCUCCCUUCUCAGUCACUUCUUUCGCCCACACGAGCCCCGUCACGUCUGCUUCCAGCGCCAUGGUUUACGUCCCCAACACUACUUUUGCGGACAUCUGCAAUCGUAUUGAAGACUAUGACAUUCUUGUCAUUCCAGGUGCUCAUGAUGAAACCAUCGAAAGAUUCAUCAGUACUAAAGAUGGGAAAGAGCUAGGUGAACUGAUCCGGAAAUUUGUGACUCUGGGGCCAAGGAAAGAAACGGGAAAGAGGUUUCUACAGUCGGUGUGCACUGGAGGUCUCAUCCUCGCAGCUUCCGGAGUACUUGCUGGUCGCAUCGUAACGACACACCACUUGUCUCUCGACUUGCAGAAGAAGCUCGCUGACCAGGCGGCGGGCGGAGAUUCAAAAGUCAUCGUCGUUAGGCAACGAUGGUCUGAUGCUGGAACUACAGAUGCUGGUGUGCGCAUCGUAACAGCGGGAGGAGUCAGCUCGGGGAUUGAUACUUCUCUAUGGAUUGUCGGACAGUGCUUUGGACAGAAAGCGGCUGAGAUGGUUUCGGAGAUCUCUGAAUUUGAGUUGAGGUCAACAGCAUGGGGAACAGCACUAUGA
This is a messenger RNA of Alternaria burnsii, 699 nucleotides long. RefSeq lists its product as uncharacterized. Lineage: Eukaryota; Fungi; Ascomycota; Dothideomycetes; Pleosporales; Pleosporaceae. The record is from RefSeq and is a predicted model, not a curated record. The coding region runs from base 1 to 699 and encodes 232 amino acids. The transcript has a single exon.